AUUAAUGUUCUUAAACAGAGCGAGGAUGGAGACGUGAUCGAGUGCAUCGCGGUACAGAAGCAGCCGGCAUUCGACCACCCUGCCCUCAGAAAUCACACCAUCCAGCUGGCACCGACUCACGAUUAUCAUCAGUCGGGAAAGCGUCGGCCGCUGGCGCCGCCGCAACCGUGGAGGAAAAGCGGAAGCUGCCCUCACGGCACCAUCCCGCUCCGCCGCCGCCGUCCACCAAAGAUGUCAACGGAGAGCACAUCAGCCGGCCAAUUACUACUAGAGGAAUCGCCGAACUACAUGAGGAAAAACCGCUCGGCGGCAGGGUACAUCUACUCAGGGGUGAAAGGUGACAUCAAGGUGUGGAACCCUAACGUGGAGGACGACGACUACUCCGUUUCCCACGUCGGUCUGACCAGCGGCGGCCGCCACGACUUUGAGAACAUCCGCUCCGGCUGGAUGGUGAAUCCGAAAUUCUACGGGGAUAGGGUAACUCGGCUCUUUGUGUAUUGGACGGUGGAUGGGUCGAACCAAACCGGUUGCUUCGAUUUGAGCUGCCCGGGAUUUGUGCAGACGAGUAAAGAGAUAGCGUUGGGGGCAGCCAUUAAUCCCAUCACUCUGCCAGGUGAUCUUACGUCUGAGAUCACCAUUUACAUCUCCAGGGAUGCAGUGACGGGGAACUGGUGGGUGGAGUACGGACAGGGCGCCUACCUGGGUUACUGGCCGCGAGAGCUGUUCGGCUUGCUCGCCGCCGGCGGUGCAGAGACGGCGGAGUGGGGAGGCGAAGUUUACAGCCCGAAAUUGGGGCAGCGCCCUCACACCACCACGGCGAUGGGCAGCGGCCGACCACCGGACCCGGUUUGGGGCAGCUCGGGCUCCGUCAAGAGGAUCCGAGUUCUGGAAAACUCCGCGGAGCUGAGGUUCCCCGAGUACGUUUCCACCUACACCGACGAGUUCAACUGCUACGACGUCGAGUACUGGUCUGACUACAUGCCUGACCCUGAGUUCUACUAUGGCGGUCCCGGCAGAAGCUACAAGUGCCCUUGA
Messenger RNA from Linum tenue, 1035 nucleotides. The record is from the annotation of a GenBank genome assembly. Lineage: Eukaryota; Viridiplantae; Streptophyta; Magnoliopsida; Malpighiales; Linaceae.